Messenger RNA from Chelmon rostratus (copperband butterflyfish), 1597 nucleotides. RefSeq names its product translocase of inner mitochondrial membrane 23 homolog a (yeast) (gene timm23a). Gene Ontology annotation, biological process: protein import into mitochondrial matrix. The transcript has 7 exons. The record is from RefSeq and is a predicted model, not a curated record. Gene Ontology annotation, molecular function: transmembrane protein transporter activity. The coding region runs from base 286 to 918 and encodes 210 amino acids. Lineage: Eukaryota; Metazoa; Chordata; Actinopteri; Chaetodontiformes; Chaetodontidae. Gene Ontology annotation, cellular component: mitochondrial inner membrane; TIM23 mitochondrial import inner membrane translocase complex.
GUGUUGCUGGAGGUCAGGGACUUGAGGAGAACUCGAGCUCGGUAAUCUGUGACCAAAAUCCGGUGUUUUCACUUGGAAAACGCUUUAAAGAUUCAACAUACGCACUAACAGAACAACGUCUGUUGCUGGUGGUGAAUUCAGCAGCUCGUCGUUGAUCAGUUUGUCUUGGAUUUUGAGUUUUGCGACAUAGCUAGCGUUUCGCUAACGUUAGCCAGGUCGGCUCGGCUAGCAGCACCCCACCUGGCUCCGGUUUUCGCCAGGUGACCCCUCGAAUCUUUUACAGCCAUGGACAACAACUCACAAGGAUCGGGAGGAGUCAAAGCAGGUCUCGGGAGUCUCUUUGGAGGAGGUGCACCUGAAUACUCCAACACAGAGCUCGCCGGUGUUCCCUUGACGGGAAUGAGUCCUCUGUCCCCGUACCUCAAUGUUGACCCUCGUUACCUGGUUCAGGACACAGAUGAGUUCAUUCUACCCACAGGCGCCAGUAAAACAAGAGGGAGGUUCGAGCUGGCUUUCUUUACCAUUGGAGGAUCCUGCAUGACUGGAGCAACAUUUGGAGCUCUAAAUGGUCUCAGGAUGGGUCUGAAGGAGACUAGAGACAUGGCAUGGUCCAAACCUCGUAAUGUACAGGUUAUCAACAUGGUGACCAGACAGGGUGCUUCAUGGGCCAACUCUCUGGGCUCUGUUGCCUUGUUAUAUAGUGUUUUUGGUGUGGCGAUAGAGAAGGCCAGAGGAGCUGAAGAUGACAUCAACACAGUGGCUGCUGGGACGCUAACUGGGAUGCUCUUUAAGUCAGGCAGUGGCAUAAAGGGUGUAGCUCGAGGAGGUCUGGUCGGUUUAGCCUUGUCUGGUGCCUACGCUCUCUACAACAACUGGGACCACAUCAGCGGCUCCUCGUCAUCCUCCAGGCUGUACUAAACCCCCCCCACACACCCACACAUCUGCUUCCACAUUAGGGCCAAAUAUCUCUCCAGGACACAGCCUUUAACCACAGCGCUAAGAGGAAUUAGACUCUGGUCAAAUGCAGUGUGCCUUUCAGGGAAGUGUGAGUUUGUUCCAGAUCGCUGGUUCACCCCCCUCCCCGAUAGCCACUUUUCCUUUUCAGGAGCAUUCUGGGUAUUAAACGUGUUUGAAAAAGAUGUGAAAAUGCGGACUAAACUCUAAACUCUACUGGAAUUACCGUCCUAUAACACCCCUCUUUUCAUGUGUGAUUAUCCUCUGAGGUAUUCAUAAGAAAACCCGGUGAGGAUGUUACACAGAGGUGUGCCAUUUGUUUUAUCUGAUGCUAGUUUUGAACCCAUGAAAUUUGGGUUAAAUGAGCCAAUUUGUAUGGUGACGUCUGAUGUGUGUGGUUCACCAGAUGAAUGACAGUUGAUUCGUGUACUGAUUUUGGACCGAAAGACUCUUCUGUUGUAGAAGAGCAGAGGGAUUUUCACCCACGACCUACGAACACAGAGCUAAGCCUUACGGUCAGUUCUGCUCUUGUAUUUAUUGAAGCGUAUCUGCAGUACUUUCUGUUUCACUGUGCAAGAAGAAAUCACUGCAGCUGUACUGUAAGUGCGUGCUGUUUAUGUCUCCUUACACCCGCUGUGUUAAA